UAACACGAGCCAGCCAGCCGUAAACCAAGUGACAAGCAAGCAAAACAAACGCAAGCAGGUUGGAGCCGCGCGCAGGGACCUCCGGCGCAACAGAGUAAACAACUCGGCCGUCUCGCCAAUGGACGCGCGUGCGGACAGCCGCCCUCCUCCCUUUCGUCUCCCCGCGCCCGUCGUCUUCCUCCGCGUCCCUUUCGCCUCGACUAGACAUCCACGGCGCGCACCAAAUACGUACAUAUAUAUGGAGCGAAAGCUCACCUCAGCUGCAGGCUAGCAGUUGGUACCCGGACAAGAUUCCUCAUCAGAAGGCUCUUCUUCUUCUUCUUCUUCCUUCUUCUUCUUCUUCUUCCUGUUCAGGCAGGGUCGUCGUCGUCCUUCUCUUUCGAGUGUCAAAGCAGGAGUAGUGUUGUUGAGGAUGCAGCGGCACACGGGGCGGGACAUGUGGGACGUGGAGGAGUGCCAGAGCCCGCGCAUGGGCAGCGUCAUCCUCGGCGUCGACGGCGGCGCCAGCAACACCGUCUGCGUCUGCAUCCCCGCCGCCAUGCCAUUCAACGACCCGCUCCCCGUCCUCUCCCGCACCGUCGCAGGCUGCUCCAACCACAACUCCGUCGGAGAGGACAGGGCAAGGGAGACCUUGGAGAGAGUGAUGUCACAGGCGCUGCUCAAGGCGCGCCGAAGACGAUCAAACGUCUGCGCCGUCUGUUUGGCCGUAGCAGGCGUCAACCAUCCAAUCGAUCAGGAGAGAAUGCUGGAUUGGCUCAGGGAGAUUUUUCCAAGCCAUGUCAAGCUAUUUGUCGAGAACGACGCGGUGGCAGCAUUAGCAAGUGGAACCAUGGGCAAGCUCCACGGAUGUGUGCUGAUUGCAGGGACAGGGACGAUAGCUUAUGGGUUCACCAGUGAUGGCAGGGAAGCCCGAGCAGCAGGUGCAGGGCCGGUUCUAGGUGACUGGGGCAGUGGGUAUGGGAUUUCUGCACAGGCAAUGACAGCAGUGGUCAGAGCUUAUGAUGGCAGGGGUCCUGAAACGGUGCUUACGAACAACAUCCUCGACUUUCUUGGGCUAGCAUCACCAGACGAAUUGAUAGGAUGGACAUACGAAGACCAAUCAUGGGCCCGCAUUGCUGACCUUCUUCCGGUUGUGGUAGAAUCUGCUGAGAGUGGUGAUGAGGUGGCAAACAAGAUCCUACAUAAUUCAGUUGGUGAACUAGCUUCCAGUGUCAAGGCUGUAGUGCAAAGGCUUCAACUUGGCGGUGAAGAUGGCAAACAUCCAUUUCCACUUGUUAUGGUUGGUAAAGUCCUUGAGGCAAACAAGAGGUGGGACAUUGGGAAAGAAGUGAUAGAUUGUGUUACCAAGAAUUACCCAGGUGCCUAUCCAAUACACCCCAAGGUGGAACCAGCAGUUGGUGCAGCAUUAUUAGCAUGGAAUGCUAUAGCAAGCGAAUUAGAUGGUGAUAUUAGAAAUGUUCAAUAAUGAAACCUUCUAUACAUUAUUGUAUAUUAUGUUAGCGUCAAAUCUUCAGCCUUUUUUUUUUCGCUGUAACAGAUUGCUUGAAAAGGUUGUAAUCUUGUCAAAAAACAAAAGGUUUACCAAGAAAUUUGGUUUAAUGGAAGUUUCUCCGCAAAAGGAGAGUA
Molecule: messenger RNA, 1626 nt
Organism: Setaria italica (foxtail millet)
Lineage: Eukaryota; Viridiplantae; Streptophyta; Magnoliopsida; Poales; Poaceae
Product: N-acetyl-D-glucosamine kinase
Exons: 7
Coding region: 413-1465 (350 amino acids)
Source: RefSeq, a predicted model, not a curated record